Molecule: messenger RNA, 3470 nt
Organism: Acanthochromis polyacanthus (spiny chromis)
Lineage: Eukaryota; Metazoa; Chordata; Actinopteri; Pomacentridae
Gene: gvin1l2
Product: interferon-induced very large GTPase 1
Exons: 2
Coding region: 1-3201 (1066 amino acids)
Molecular function (GO): GTP binding
Source: RefSeq, a predicted model, not a curated record
AUGACAGCUGCUGAGUCAGUUUCGUCUUCUUCUGCCAAACAGCAAACAUCCCUCAAUGUUUCCUUUGAAAAUCACAUAGCCUCAUGGUCACAAUCUUUUGAACCCAAUCCAUCCUCAUUGGGGCUUGAGCACUUCCUGCGUGAGAUGGGUCUCAUUUUUGAGCUAACCCACAUCAGUCCCGGCAGUGGGAGCCACAAUGUGUUGCGUCUCCCUAGCUUAGCAGCAGACCUUCUUCUCUACGGUAUUCCACUUGAACUAAUGGAUGGAGAUGCCUCAAAUAUCCCCAUCCACUGGCUGAGCUCUGUCUUUGCAGAGCUUAAACAUCGCCUACCUCAGGAGCAGUGUAGGACCAGAGUGCUGACAAACCUUGGCAUUCAUCAUGCCAGGAAUGCUGAAGUUCUUUCUGCAUUGUUUGGGGUGAAAUUCCCAGAAGGACGGAAAAGAUCCACUUGUGGGGUGUACAUGGUUGCCCUGUGUCUCCCUGACAAUCUUAGAAGUGAAAUGGAGUGUGAUUUUCUGUUGCUGAUUGAUGUAGAAGGACUCUGCUCGGUCUCACUAGACAGCAAAAGAAAUGCACUGACCCACAACAAUGAGAUGGCCACUGUUGCAGCAGGAUUGAGUGAUGUUUUAUUACAGAACAUUUCAUCACAUGCCAGCUGUGAGUUUGAAACACACUUCACCAUCAUAGUUAAUGCUCUCCUGCGCAUCAAAGAAUCUGGCUCCAUGCCCAUUUGUCAACUUCUGCUCCAGGAUGAAGGAAUUAAGAGCCUAUUACAAGCCUCACAGUUGCGCCAUGUUUCUGAAAUGCUUCAGAUUGAGACUGAGGACAGCGAGACCAGCAGUGUUGAUAAAUAUUCUGCAAACAUGGCAACAUGCUCCACCUGUAUCAAAGGGCCUUGGUCCAAUAUGUCUCUCUCUGAACCAGUUGAUACACAGUACAGUAACGCUGUGUUAAAGCUCAAGAAAAACCUCUUUGAGGCAUUGAAGGACUGUGCAACAAAGUCUAAAGCCUCAAGCUUGCCUGAAUUUACCAGACGUUUAUGUGCCGUUUGGGAUUCAGUGAAAACAGAAUCCUUCACUAUUGGUUUGCAAAAUACAGAGAUAGCUUUAGCAUUUUCUUUGUUAUGCACAGAGUUUUCCAUGUGGGUGGAUGGCUUUCUGGAAAACAUUGAGAGCUGGCUAAUGUUGGCAGCAAAGAAAAUCUUUGACACAAAGGCAAAAGCAUUGGACGCUGCAGUCCAAAAUGAACUUCUGAGUGAACUGAAGAAUGAAGCCAGAGAGGAAAUCAAAACAGAGAUUGAUAAAGUCAGGUCACGAGUUGAUGCCUACUUGAUGCAAGAUGACCUCAAAAUGAGUUCCGAAACAUUCAGGCCAGCCCUAAUGAGCAAUAUCGCUAACCUCCAGAACCGAGUAACUGAAGAGACCAUACAAAAGUUGGAGACAGUCAAUGAGAGUCACUGUUCUUCUACACAGCUGAAAAAUUUUGAGACCUUACUGGAAAAAGAACAGGAGUCCAAGCUACAAGCUCUGGUAGAAAAAAGCAGGUCUACAAAAAUUCUCCUACAAGACACGGAGAUAGAAGAGGAGUUUGAGGGUGUGUGGAGUAAGACUUUAUCCAACUUUGACUUCAGACCUUCAGAAAAAGGCAAUAUUACUGCAAGAGUGGCAGAAAUUCUGAAACAGAAUCUUAUCAGCCGUGGCCUCCAGAAACACAUGAAAAAGCUUGAAAUCACAGGCCAAAGUCAGACCGACAGCUUCCAAGUUUAUAAUGAGCAUUUUGGAUACCGCAGCAGAUUAAGACAUAUGUUUGAAGACAACAACCGGCUCCAGAGGUUAGGAGCUCAAGAGGUAGCUUGCAAUAUCAUAGAGGAAUACAAUCAGUUUGUGGCAAAUAAAUGUAGCUUAACAGCAGAUUUCUCUGACAGCUACAUUACAGAAAUGUUAGAAAAUGUUGAAAAAGCUUUGAAGGAAAAAUCCAUGGAUAUCAGAUCAGCUUUUGAAGUGGAUCUUAAAGUUCAUCUGUGUAACGCUGCAUGCCAGGACUUUCAGAAACUGCAUGACCGCUAUGCAAAGGACAGAGAACUUUUGACAGUCAUCACAGCAAACAAGGGAAUGUACUUGGCAAAAUUUAUCUACCGCUUCAGGAAGAGAGACGAGUGCCAGAGGGUGGCCAGUGCUUUUAGCUCCAUGGUCAUCAAACCCACAGUGUUGGACUACAUCAAUAGACCACUGGGGAUGCAGGUUGCAGAAGAAAUUCAAGCUAAAGCCCAGCAGUUUAAGUCCCCACAAGCUUUCCAUCAAAGCUUGCUGGAAGAAUUGAUUAAAGAAGACCGCUUUGAAAAAUUCCUUCAAUACUUGCUUUCCUAUGACGACUUCAGACGACAGAAGAUCCAGGAGACAGUGGUUGCUCAUCUCUCCGAAUCAACCAACUUAAAUAAACAGAGGCAACAGAGGCUUGGAGAUAUUGUAGGAAAGAUUGCAGCAGCAAUAAGCCAAACAGCAGAAGGUACCAAUGGAGUACUGAGUGAUACAAAGCCACUGCUGGAGAGAGCGUGUCUCAUUUUGGAGAAAGAUGGGGAUGUGGAUGUCAACAGGGAUUCUCUGAUUGGACCUGCAUUCAGUAUCACCACAGAAUGGGAUUGUUUUGUUAAAUGUUUAAUGGAAUUACUGGCUACAAUGCGAUUGGAUUUGGCCCAGGAGUUCUCCCAAAAUGUGGACGUACCCCAGCUUCCGCACAGCCUUCCAGUUCAACCCCAAGACUCCCUUUUCAACAGAGUGAGAGGCUGUGACAAACAGUGUCCUCACUGCAGAGCUCCCUGUGAGGAGGACGGGGUAGGACAUGAAGUUCACAAAGCUUUGUUCCAUUGGCCCAAAGGCAUGCUGCCUGAUGGCUCCUGUUCUAUGUCCUGUAUCAGUUUCCUUGAAAACAUGGGCAAGAGCAAACUAGAAAAGAACCAGGACACACAAGUUACAUCCAAGGACCUCCAAUCUCUGGGCCCAAACUGGACCAUCUCCCUCGAUGACCCAAACAGCCAAAAAGCCAGUAAUUACUGGAGGUAUGUGCUGACGAGGUUCAAUGAAAAGUUUGCAGAAGAAUUCAAACAGGAGCCAGCACAGAUUCCUGAUGAGUGGAAGACGAUCACUCAGCAGGAGGCCUUAGACAGUCUCAAGGAAAUGUUUCUCACCAGACAGGGUUGCUAAAAUGCUGCAUGCAAUUCAACUCAAAAUUCACAUUUUUCAUUUUUGAAAAAGUACAAUGUAAUUGUCCGGCAGCAGAAUCUACACAGAAAGGUCAGCCAUGUUAAUCAUAAAUAUUUGACGUGAUUCAUCAAACACCUCAAGCUUAAAACCUCUGACUUAAAUUGGAUGCUGCAUGAGGACCGUUCAGUGCUACGUGCCGUCUUUAUUAUUCUCUAUGUAACAUUUUCUAAUCAGGAUCAUAAUGAGGGAGAAAACUGGCUGGUGCUGAU